Molecule: messenger RNA, 1894 nt
Organism: Chrysoperla carnea
Lineage: Eukaryota; Metazoa; Arthropoda; Insecta; Neuroptera; Chrysopidae
Product: zinc finger protein OZF-like
Exons: 1
Coding region: 172-1878 (568 amino acids)
Biological process (GO): regulation of transcription by RNA polymerase II
Cellular component (GO): nucleus
Molecular function (GO): RNA polymerase II cis-regulatory region sequence-specific DNA binding; DNA-binding transcription activator activity, RNA polymerase II-specific
Source: RefSeq, a predicted model, not a curated record
CAUUUUUUCAGAACAAAAAAUUUAUAAGAAAAAAUGAGCCGAAAAGAUGGAGCAUUGGAUAAAAAUGUGCUGAUUAAACAAUGAAUAAAUAUUUAUUAAAGAAAAACUGUGAGAAGAAAUUGACGCAAGAGGGGAGCCACGUAAGGGGGCAAAAACUUUUUACAGCUAAACAUGGAACCAGUUAAACUUGGAAAAGAAGAAACUUUGGACGAAAAUAUUACAGCAGAAGAUGUGCUGAUUAAAAAAGAGAUCGAUUUGGAAGAAAUAUUUAUUAAAGAAGAAAUAUUAGAAGAAAGUGAUAAGUUAGAAGUUAAAAAUGCUUCAAAAGCUCAACGAGACAAACCACAUUCCUGUGAUUUUUGUGACAAAACAUUUAAAUGUCGAAGUGAUUUAGCUGGACAUCAACGAAUCCAUACUGGUGAAAGACCUUUCUCAUGUGCAGAUUGUGAUAAAACAUUUACGCUAGCGAGUAGUUUAAAAAGACAUCAAAUAAUUCAUAGAGAAGAAAGUGUAUUUUCAUGUGAAGUUUGUGAUAAAACAUUUAAUCAAAAAUUUUAUUUAGCUCAACACAAACGAAUUCAUACUGGAGACAAACCAUUUUCCUGUGAAGUUUGUGAUAAAAAAUGUCAAAAUCGAAGUGAUUUAGCUGGACAUCAACGAAUCCAUACCGGAGAAAAACCUUUCUCAUGUGAUAUUUGUGGUAAAAAAUUUACUGUGGCAAAUAGUUUGAAUAUACACAAAAGAAUUCACACCGAGGAAAGAUCAUUUUCAUGUGAAUUUUGUGGUAAAAAGUUUGGUCUGCGAAGUGUUUUAACUAUCCACAAACGAACUCAUACUGGUGAAAAACCAUUUUCAUGUGAAGUUUGUGAUAAAAAAUUUACACAACGAAGCGCGUUAAAAACACAUAAAUUUACUCAUACUGGAGAAAAACCAUUUUCCUGUGAAGUUUGUGGUAAAAAUUUUAAUCAACAAACUCAUUUAAGUAAGCAUAAAAUAAUGCAUAUUGGUGAAAAACUAUUUUCAUGUGAAAUAUGUGAUCGAAAAUUUAGUUAUAAAAGUAGUUUGAAUAUACACAAAAGAAUUCACACCGAGGAAAGGGCAUUUUCAUGUGAAUUUUGUGGUAAAAAGUUUGGUCAGCAAAGUGUUUUAACUAUCCACAAACGAACUCAUACGGGAGAAAAACCAUUUUCAUGUGAAGUUUGUGAUAAAAAAUUUUCUCAAUAUAGCACGUUAAAAACCCAUCAAGUAAGUCAUACAGGAAAGAAAACCUUUUCUUGUGACGUUUGUGAUAAAAAGUUUAGUCUGCGAGGUAUUUUAAAUAUUCACAAACGAACUCAUACGGGAGAAAAACCAUUUUCAUGUGACGUUUGUGGUAAAACAUUUUCUCAAAAUAGUUCGUUAAAAACACAUAAAGCAACUCAUGUUGGGAAAAAAAUAUUUUCAUGUGAAUUUUGUCGUAAAAAAUUUAGUCAUAAAAGUAGUUUGAAUAUGCAUCAAAUAAUUCAUACGGGGAAAAAACGUUUUCCAUGUGAAAUUUGUGGUAUAAAAUUUAGUCACAAAACUUCUUUAUCUCGUCAUAAAAAAACUCAUUCAUUUAACCAGCAAACUGAUUUAAAUUUAACCGAUGAAGUAUUCGAAGAGGAAAAUGGUUUAAUUAAAGAAGAAUUUGAUGAUGGAAAACUUGAAAAUUACUAUGAAUUUGAAGAAAAAUUCACCAAAAAUGAAAAUAUGGAAGAAGAAAAUAUUCACAUUAAAGAAGAAAUAAAUAUGGAACAAGUUGUGAUUAAAGAGGAACCUUUUGAAGAAAACGAUACAAUGGAAGAUAAAUUAAUUACAGCUAAGGAUGAAAUCGAUCAAUUAAAAGAUGAUAUUGUUUAAGAAUCUCAACAAAACA